This is a messenger RNA of Xenopus laevis (African clawed frog), 1457 nucleotides long. RefSeq lists its product as uncharacterized. The transcript has 3 exons. NCBI's taxonomy places the organism in Eukaryota, Metazoa, Chordata, Amphibia, Anura, Pipidae. Bases 260 to 1291 code for a protein of 343 amino acids. The record is from RefSeq and is a predicted model, not a curated record.
UAUAAUACAAACUCUUCUGUACUGUGCAGCACACUGAAUGUUUGUUUAGCUAUGCAGUGGCUACCUGCCAUUUAUUGUACGUAGGUGUUAGUAAUUGUAUUCAUUCUAGCAUUACUUGAUUGGCUUAAUGAUUGUGUCAGAUAAUGUGGUUGGUUGAAACAAAGGUUCCACCUUUUAUUAGCACUUGUCAAGUUAAGUGGUCAGUUUGUACAGCAGUAAAGCUACAGUACCAAGCUUCUGUAUCAAGCAACAGUACUAAAUGAUGAGCAGCGCCAAUAUGCACAAAUCCAAGCCUAGGCGGAUAAGCAAAGAGGUGCACAAAAUGAUAGAAGACAUGGCACAUACUGGAAUGACUGUUCCUGCUAUUCACCAAAAAUUACAGACUUUAGGGAUCACUGCAUCAAGACAAACUGUGCGUUAUCAUGCCAGUGGCAAGGCAAAAACAGGCUGCAACAGGCCAACUACGACAAAUAAUACAGUAUACAGACAAACGAUGUCUCUUGUGGAGGAAAUAACAAAGGAAAAUGAUGAAACCACUGCCAGACAAAUCAAAGUUUUCCUUGCUACAAAAUAUCAACAACACCUUUCACUUUCUACAAUUCGGCGGAUGCGUCGCAAGCUUGGUUGGAGAUAUGGAAAAGUCAGAUACUCUCCAAUGAUACGCGAUGUAAACAAAGAGAAGAGGGUGAUUCAGGCUCAGCAGUGGCUCAAUUCUGGUGAAACAUUUAAUGAUGUCAUUUUUACAGAUGAAACUUCUGUAGCUUUGGAGCGAUUUGCCAGAUUUGCCUUCAAUAGAAAAGACCAUCUGUCCAUUAAGCCACGACCAAAGCAUCCAGUAAAAGUUCAUGUCUGGGGGGGCAUUUCUCGGAAAGGUGCAGGACCACUUGUUAUAUUUGAAGGUAUAAUGGAUAAAGCAUUCUUUAUUGAAAAUAUUGUGGACAGUUCAUUAGUCCCAUACAUCCAGCAACAUUGGCCUUCCGGCCACAGACUGUUCCAGGACAAUGACCCCAAGCACUCUGCUGCUGCCUCCCACUUGGAGCUGCGGGGCAUAAGAUGGGAGAGAACACCCCCAGAGUCUCCUGAUUUUAAUGCUAUAGAAAUGAUAUGGGCAAACUUAAAGUAUCAUAUAAGGACAGUGUAUAAGCCUAAAACAAAAGAGGAACUAAUAAAUGGAAUACGGGAUUACUGGCUAAAUGUUUUAAGUGUGGACUUAUGCAAUAAAUGCAUCGAUCAUUUAGCAAACGUCCUGCCUGUUGCUAUAGAGAGAGGAGGACAGGCUACAGGGAUGUAAAAAUGAUUCACAUCGUGUGUGUAGCUUAAUAAAAAUAUGGCUAAUUUAGAGUAUAUUCAUUUACUGCAUUGGUGCGUUUGUUUUGUUUGGCUUCACAUACACUGUUUAGCAAUAAAUAGAUCUGCCUUGGGCUUGUACUGUCUGUGUAGUUUGAAUAAACAUUUAA